UACCGCUCAGCGCAGGAAAGGGCAUUCACAAGCAGCGAAAUGUCAGACAACAGGCCAAGCACGGCGUCGUCACAGGACUCAUUGAUGACAACGCAUCCGGACGACGCUGGCGGAGACUUCGACAACAUCAACGUCGUGGUUAGAGUGAGACCCCUGACGCAGCAGGAAACCUCAAAGAGGGACCCGCAGGCCCUAAACUAUCCCGGAGAAGGACAAGUGCUUGUGGAGGAUCCGAAUUCGGGCCAGACGAAGCUCUUCACGUUCUCCGUGGUGUUUGAACCAGAGGCCAAUCAGGACGAUGUCUUCGAGCACUGCGGCAUCAAGCGGCUCAUCGAUAUGUCGCUCGACGGAUUUGCCAGUACCAUUAUGGCUUACGGGCAAACAGGAGCCGGAAAGACAUACACCCUCACUGGGCCACAGGCGACAAAAGGAGACGGUCAGCAACCAGGAAUUAUUCAGCUUGCCUUCGCGUAUCUCUUCAAUGAGAUUCAGCAAAGGAAAGGGGUCGAAUACAUCGUUCAGGCAUCUUAUCUUGAAGUGUACAGAGAGCAGGUGUUGGACUUGCUCAAUCCUUCGCCCAAGGCUCUCCCGGUGAGGUGGUCCAAAGACAAAGGUUUCUACGCCGAAAAUUUGUUUGUUGUUGAAUGCGAAGACCUGGGCGAUUUGGACGGAGUUCUUGAAGAAGGGAGAAAGAAUCGACAAGUUCGAAGUCACGAAAUGAACGAGCACUCCAGUCGAAGCCACACAAUACUUAGCAUCAGCUUGGCGUCGGAGAUACAAGACCCGGACGACCUCAACACGUACAUCCGUCGACAAGGGAAACUCAGCCUCGUUGAUCUGGCUGGCUCGGAGAAGACCAAAAAGACCAACAGCAAAGGAACGACGCUCACAGAAGCGAACAACAUCAAUAAGUCACUGCUCGUCUUGGGCAAUUGUAUCUCUAGUCUUGCUGAUCCGAGGAAAAGGUCAGGCCACAUACCAUACCGGGACAGCACGCUCACGAAGCUUCUGGCUGACAGUUUAGGCGGCAGUGGGAUGGCGCUUAUUAUUGCUUGUGUGUCACCCAGUGCAUCAAACUCGGCGGAGACUAUCAACACGCUAAGGUAUGCUUCAAGGGCGAAACGGGUGAAGACGAAACCUAUGGUGCGAAUGGAUCCACGGGAGUUGUUGAUACUCAGUCUACGUCGUGAAGUCAGGCUGCUCCGUAUGGAGAAUAGCUACCUGAGACAACAGAUGAUGAGCAAUGGAAGUGGACUGAAGCUCAACAGUGUCAUGCCCAUCGGAGCUGUUUCGCCCGGUGCGGACUCCGGAAUUGACCUUUCGAAAGAUGCUGCCACGGAGGAAGGGGAACAGAAGGACGAAAAAGCGUUGCUGCAGAAGUACAUGGUCGAGAACGAGACUUUGCGGGUUGAAAACGCCACAAUGCAUCAUAUGAGGGAGCUCCUCAUUAGAGACCACGAGGUUGUGUGCCGCGAAAAUGAGAAGCUACUUAGGAAACUUACUGAACUAGAAAGAAGCCAUGGACAGGUCAGCAGUGGCCGGGCCGUACACAAAGCCAGCCCCAGUCCAUCGGAAAGGAGAACGCCAACGCUGUCGAGAAGCGGCAGUACGAAGAAAGCAAAAUGUUCCAGCAAGGAGCCCGUCACAAGAGAGGAGAAAUGA
Ornithodoros turicata is the source of this 1662-nucleotide messenger RNA. RefSeq names its product kinesin-like protein KIF12 (gene Klp54D). The transcript is spliced from 15 exons. Gene Ontology annotation, cellular component: microtubule associated complex. Gene Ontology annotation, molecular function: microtubule motor activity; microtubule binding; ATP binding. Lineage: Eukaryota; Metazoa; Arthropoda; Arachnida; Ixodida; Argasidae. Gene Ontology annotation, biological process: mitotic spindle organization; microtubule-based movement; spindle elongation. Bases 40 to 1662 code for a protein of 540 amino acids. The record is from RefSeq and is a predicted model, not a curated record.